AUCUUUAAAGUAGAUGUUUAUUCUUAUGAGAAUGAGCAAAUUAACCUUUCCCUGGAUAUAUUCCUCAGCUAAAGAACAACGAUAAUGAACAACAAAAGUUUGGAAGGUAGAAAUAUUCGAGUCACUGUGCACAGUAGUGGUCCACAGAUCAAUAUUCUUAGGAGAUCUGCGUCACCACAAGGCGGAGGAAGAAUAAAACUAUCCUAUUUUCGACAUGGAUCAGUAUCACCACCUCGAACGACAACUGCUAAUUACAAUACAACGUCGUCACAAGUUAGAUGUAUUCGACGUCAGAAUAGUCUAGUGAUACAAAGAAAACCCACUACAAAUCAUUCUUCAUACGACAUGAAUCUUAUUAAAUGUCAACAAAAUACACAACCAACACGACUCGUAAUGGACAUACAACAUACAAGUGGAAUGACAAACGCAGGACGUCUGAAAAAUAACCAAUACGAAAGAUCAAUGCAGAAUACAGCUCUCACCCCAAAUACCAAUGGUAGUAGUAGUAUAGCAAUCAUGAUUGGCGCAUCUAACGCCUCAACAACUUCCAAUAGAAUAGUAUCAGACAACAAUAAUAAUAAUAAUAAAUGGUUAAAUCGUGACUCAUCAUCAUUAUCAAAUAGUAAUCCAGUCUCGCCAAUAGUCCGGAUUGGAGAACAAAGUUUAUAUGACCUUGGUAUAUCGGUCGAUAGAAAUUCAGUCUCUCUCUCACCUAGUCAGACUGACAAUCAAACUGCUGGACUGAAUUUCUCUGCCCUACCAAGGUUGUCUGAUGCAUCGUCAAUAAUACAACAGCCUAUUGUUCGUUGUCCUGUUUCUCCAGUUGCAAUUUCAAUUAGUGGUUCAGCUACAUUAUUUUUAACUGGAAAUAAUAGUGGUACUAUUUCGUUGUACCAAAAAUCUAGUAACAAUAAUAAUAAUAAUAAUGAACAGAUUACGCAACAAGUCUCGCCAACAAGUGUAAAUGUCCAUGUAAAUAGUCGUCGACCCCCACUGCCUCGUUUUGAAUCUACUUGUAACAAGAAAGGUGGUCAUAGUGUGGUGCGUAUUACUGCACUGCAUAAUUUACGUCCUACUAUUACUACUACUACUACCCCGGUAAAAUUUUCCCCCAGUGUGCGAAAUCGUCCAGAAUUAUUGCGGCCAUCCGGUUCCUAUGAUAACUUAUUAUGCAACGGUGCAGUACGACGUUGUAGUUUAACGGAACAAAGUUUUCAGCGUCCUAAAUUACGGUGUUUCAGUGUACUAACUACUAACACAUCCUCCUCCUCCUCUUCGAAUCCAUCUCAACGAUUUUUUCACUCAUCUUCUGAUCAUUACGUGAACGCCAUGCCCAAUGCUCAGUCUAUGGGAAUUGAAGAUAUUAUAAAACCGAAUUGUUCACCACAGGCUCGAUUGUCAACGCCCACAAUGAUUAACGAAACCUCUGAACAAGGAAGUCAGGAUUUACGAAUGUUGUUAAAUUCUCGAAGACCACGGAAUAGUGUUUCAUCUAUGCGUCAACAAAAUAUGACACCCGGUGGAAAUAAGAUUACAACGUCUAAUACGUCGGAUCAAUUGAGAAAUAUUCGUUCUAGUGUUUCUGGAAAUAAUCCAAAUUAUUUUCGAAUACAAAUCCCCAGUACACGUGCAAUAUCUCGACCUAAAGGAUUUGCUAUGACGGAUAGUCUUAAACUGUAUGAAGAGCAGAUUUUCAGUCAUUGUCAACCACAUCAACGACCACAGUCGUGGUGUUUGGAUUUUGAUCAACCCCGUGAUGAACAUAAUCCAGUGGAUGAUUCACAUUCUAGUUCCCCAGCGUCCACGGUAUCAUCAUCAUUCUCUUCCUCAUCCUCGUCUGAUACUUCCCAGUUAUUAUCAUCAUCACAUAAUCAUGCUGAUCUCAGAAGGAUCAGAAAUCCUCCUUAUUACACUCCACCUAUCCAGCCGAGGAACUCUCCACGGUAUUAUCAUCAAAUUUCUCCUAUUGUUACUUCUGCCAGUCAAUAUAUGGCAAGUGAAGCUACUACUCCUACAAGCGCUGAACCAUCUGGUUGUCGUUUGACUGAAUUUCAAAAAGAAAUUCGUUCACGAAGUAGCAGUAGCAGCAGCAGCAGUGCUAGUUCACAACAAAGAUGUCGAAAUGGUAACACUUCUGUUGCUAUGACAACCACCACUAACAGUAGUACUAGUAGUCAUCAGCAUAUGAGUACUAAUGCUGUACUAAUGAAAGCUACUGAUCAUCCCAUAAUUUCAUCGCCGAACUCUACUGCUAUUCAACAACAUUAUCAUCGUACAACACAAAAGUCUAGUCCUAAUCAUUCAGGUUCUAUGUGUUCUAAUUCUCAAUCAGAAUCGAUUCAAACCAAUUCCAGUUAUGAUACAGUUCGUCCAGUUCAUGUAUCACCAGCUAGACUUCAAUCGCACUUUUUAUUCAAUCGUUCAAAUCAAUCUAUGGAAGCCGCCAAUGUCGGCGAUGAGAAACAACAACAACACGCUAUGCAUAAUCAAUACCUUCGUCAUCAUCAUUCAUGUGAGGAUGAGAAUUCUUCACAGUCUAUUACAGAAUUUAGAAAGUUAUCAUUAAAUGAUGAACCGUCUUCAUUUGAAGGUCAUCAUAAUAAUAAUGGUAAUAUUACUCAUUUUGAGGGUCAUUCUUCUCCUUCAAGACUCACACCGUCACCGCUAGUUUUCUCUUCAUCUAUUAGUGAUCGUUCAGAUAAUAACAGCUGUUCUGCUGCUGCUACGGUGCUGCUAUACCGCCGUCUCUAUCAGACAAUCAUCGUGAGGCGGCGAUUAUUUCACCGCUUGUAA
Molecule: messenger RNA, 2793 nt
Organism: Trichobilharzia szidati
Lineage: Eukaryota; Metazoa; Platyhelminthes; Trematoda; Strigeidida; Schistosomatidae
Source: the annotation of a GenBank genome assembly